GUUAUGUAGGAUCUUGCAACAUUUUCUCUGGUGCUUAUAUUAUUUUUUAAUUAAUUGUGUAAAUUGAAGUAUUUAUUUUGAUUUUGAUGGUACAUAGUGGCACACCCUUGAAUACGAAGUAUGUAAAAAAUUCGAAUUUUGACGCCAUUAAUUCGGUAAAGUUUGAAAAGGAAAACACACACAAGAUAAAACAGAUUUGAUGCAAUAUAGCAAGUGUACACUUAAUUGUUAAACAAUUUUAUUUAAUCGAGCACAAUUAUUUUAGAAUGAAACAAAAUUAAAUUAAUAAUUAAAAAUCUGAUCGUUGACUUUGUCACAGAUUACCCCGUUUUAGUAGAAUCGUCACUUUUAUGUUUUAAGGUUAUGGUUAAAACAUCUUCAAAUAUAACGUACGUAUGUAUACAAAUGAGAAAUGUUUUUCUGUCGUUUUCUGUCGUGAAUCAAGAUUAAUAAAAUACGUGGAUAAUAGAUACUUUAAUCGUCGUGCAUUCAUUUAAUUGCAAUUGAACAGUCGAAACGUGGAAAACUCGAACUGUCAUGCAAUUAAGUAAACGAUAACAUUGUCGUGCUGUCAGGAGGUUUUGUGUAGCGUAAGAUCAUAUAAAAAUGAAUGAAAUUACAUUACCGCCUUCACCAAAUUGGUAUUUAAGCCAUAUUCUUGCUUGUUCUUAUAAUGGAACUGUUGCAUGGGGAGCUAGAAAUACAAUUACAAUUCUAAAACUUAAUGAAAACGAGAAAGCAUUGAAUUAUUUUAUAAUACGAAAUGCUCAUAAAGUCAGGGUGACAAGUCUUGCCUUCACUCCUCAGUUUAAAGAAGUAAACGGUAACUUAUUAGCUUCUACAGGAGAUGAUGAUAAAGUUAAAGUAUGGGAUGCAGAAACAUUGGCUAUGGUUUAUAGUUAUUCUUUUGGAGCAGACAAGACAGUUGUAGGUACUGAUUGGUCAUACAAAGCACCAAAUGUAUUAUAUGCUGCAAGCUCUGAUGGUUGCAUAUUAUCAUGGAAUGUUUAUUUUAACAUUAUCUCAUCUAUAUCAUUGGGAAAAGUAACACCUACCUGUCUUUCCUCUUGCCCACAUCAUCCUCGUCUUGUGGCAGUAGGUUCUAAGCGUGGUUUAAUUUAUAUAGUUAAUUUUGAAGGAAAAGGAACAGUAACAUAUAAACUAAGAGGACACGAUACAGAGAUUGUCAGUUUGUCUUGGUGUCCUUCAGAAGAGAAUGUUAUAAAUGGAAAGCAUAGUAAAGACUUACUUUUAGCGUCUGGUGGAAAAGACAGAUCAAUUUAUAUUUGGAGAGCCGGUGGAGAUGGACGUUAUGAAAUGACAAUUUCAUUGCCUGUAAAUCCUAUAGUCCCUUGUCAGCACAGAAGUAAAUUAAGCUCAGGUGUAGGUAACUGGAUCACUGUGCAUUGGAUAGAACCUAAAUUACUGCUUACAAGUUCUUCAUGGAGUGAAUUAAUUUCAUGGGAUUUCUCAACAAUGACAAAAGGCAAACCUAAUCGCAAGCUAGUACAUGCUCAUCAUAAAAGAGGUUUGUUUUGUAUUGCACAUGUACCAGAUCUGCAAGAAGAUUUGCCAGAAGAUUGGAGAAUCAGGAAAAGGUAUAAAAUUUGGACCUUAGCACAAGACCGCAGACUUAUUUGCUGUGCAAUAGAAGAAAAUAAUGUUGAAAUAGAGUAUGAUGUGUACACACAAAGUGGAUAUGUCUAUUGCAUUGCAUCUUGUCCAAUAGAAACUUCACGUAUUGCAUUUGGAGUUGGAGAUGCAACUAUACGAUUGUGGAAUUUAUCAGAAACACAUACUAAUACUUUUGACAUAACAAUUUUGUGGCAAAAGAUUAUGGGAAAGAUUCGUACAAUAUCAUGGCAUCCUGAGAGAGAAAACUUACUAGCAUAUGCAACUGAAGAAGGUCGGAUUGGUGUUUUUGACACAAAUAGUAACAAACCACCUACUUUAUAUAGACAGUAUCAUAGAAAAAUAGUAUACGCCAUUCAUUGGGGUCCUUAUCCUGAGACUGAACAGUACGCUUUGUAUUCUUGUGCUGAAGGCGAAUGCGUAUACUAUGAUCCAGAGCUACCAAAUGAAGAACCUAAAUCUAUAUUCAAGAAAGACUGUACAGAAUUUAGUUGGAAACCAGAUUUUUCUUGUUUGGCAGUAGGAUUUGAGAAUGGAUCUAUUUCAUUUCUUAAUCAGGAAUUAGAAGAGCGUGGAUAUGCUAAAUCUCCUCCCACUGCAAUAGUUCAUUGUUUAGUGUGGCAUCCAGAGAGUACAGCAACAGAUUCAACAUAUUCUCCCAUGAGAAAUUACUUAGCUGUUGCUUAUAAAUCGUGCACAAUAAUCAUCUUUGACUUAUCCAAUUUAAUGAACCAUUUAACAAAACCGGAAGAUCCACCUGAAAAUGGUGGCGAACGGAAAUGCGAUCCAUACAAAGUAAAUGAAGUUGUAGCUUCUUUAACUGGACAUGUUCAUAGUGUCGUCUGUUUAGCAUGGAAUCCAUUCAUUAGCGGACAAUUGGUAUCCGGUAGUUAUGAUUCUACUGCACAGGUAUGGAACGUCGAAACACAAGAAUUAAUAGCCACUUACAAAGGUCAUUCUGGUCCAGUACUGUGUUGUAUGUGGAGUCCGCUAAGUCCCGAUUAUAUCAUAACGGGAUCGUUUGAUUUUACUGUUCGAAUAUGGAAAAUUACGAACAAUAAACCCAUUGUUCCGCAAGAAACAAUACAAAAAAAUCCAGUUAAAAAAGAUAAAAAGAAACAAGCUAAAGUAAACGAAAUCACUGAUGCUUCAGUUGCGAAUGGUGUACCAGAGUUAACUAAUACCAUAUCAGAAUGUUCAAUAUCAAAUGUUCCACAAUUUACACAAAAAUCAAAAACAUUAAUGCUAAAAGAUGAAAGAAAGAAGAAAACCGAAAAAACACCAUACUUUGUAAAAAGUACUAAAACAAUGAAUGAUAAAACACAUUUGCUUAAGUCUCUCAUAAAUAUUGUUAAGAGUGAGAUUCACGAGGAUGUGAACUUAGAAGAAAAUCAUCAUGAUAUACUUUAUCAUAUGACACCAUUAAUAUUUUCAUCAAAAGACAAUUUUAUGUCAUUUUUUACCAGUGAUAAAUGUGCUCAUGCUGAAGAAGGGAGACAUACCAUAGUUACAGAGAUGGAUGUAUGGUGUGAUAAUCUUAAACAAAACUUAGAUAAUGCUGCUAAAGAGAAUCGUCUCACUGAUUUUCUUGUUUCUCUUUCAGUUAGUUUGUCUAUGAAGACAUGGAAAGAAAUGUGUGAAUUAUAUGCAUAUCAAUUAAUAAGCGAAGGUAAUCCUUGCAAAGCGGUAUCUUAUUUGCUUUGUAUACAUAAAACCUCAGAAGCCAUAGAAACGCUUCUGAAUGCGAACUUGCAUAGAGAAGCUUAUGCUCUUGCAAGAUGUAAACUUGAACCUGAUGAUCCAACCCUGACAGAUAUACUACAAAAAUGGGCCAAAUACAGCGUGCAUACUGGCCGUUUUGAAGAAGCAGCAUACAUUUUUGCUAAAUUGAGAAAUUUUACUGAUGUGAUAAAAUAUCUUGCAUUGCGUAAAGAUGCAAGCACUUUAAUAACUGCUGCUGAAAUUGCACUUUUACGUUACGACGAUAUACUCAGUAAGUCUUUAACUGAGGAAGCAAUAAAUUUAGCUUUAGGAAAAUCAGAAUACAAUUUGGUUCGAGAUAUAAUCACAAAGUUUCCGUACUUUAAAUAUCGAGAAGUACAUUUAUUAGUUUUUGAAGAACUUCAGAAAACAGUUGAAAGAAGUAUAAAGCUUGGAACACUACGAAUGUGGUUAAAUGGAAAAUUGGAUGAUGAUAUAUUGCAAAGUUUAGAAAUAAUAUGUAAAAAUUAUUAUUGUUGUUAUAAUGACUUGCGGCAAAGUAACAGUUGUUAUUCCGUUGACGAUGAACAGAUGUUGUGGUUGACUAUUAGUUAUGAAAUUGCAUUGGCCAUGAUUUCUACUGAGAAAGAACAAAAAUUGAAACAUGUAGCUACCGCAUUAGGGGCGAUUACACAAUUUGAAACACUGCAUCGAAAAAAUAUUGAAAAUCAGUGUAACUUUUUGUUGGAAGUUAUUAUAAAAUUAGAUGCUAGAAGUCCGACAAAUACAGAAAGUAUAUUUUCGAAAACUGAUUAUCCUGUAUCAAUCAGUUUACGAGCAUACUUAUGCCAGGCUAUGUUGAAUUGGUUUAUAAAUAACAUAGAAACAGAAGUUAUUGAUGCAGAUAUGCGGGUUUAUAUUGUUUUGAUAGAGGAUUUGUUCGAAGAUGCUCUAAAUAAGCAAAUAAUUAAGUAUUGGUUAAUACAAAAUGAAAUUAAAAAGCUAGAAAGUCAAGUAGUAUCUGCAUUGGGUAAAACGCAAGAAGAUGGUACAAGUGACGAAAAUACAGAACUCCUUGUACAAAAACUAAAUGCAUUAAAAGCUGAGAAGAGACAGCUUGUAGAGGCAUUAGUUUGUGUUCCUAAUCCAGUUAUGGUUUAUAGCAAUGCAAAUGAAUUAGGGAGUAAAUUAUUAGAUGAUACUCUUAAAAGUAGGUAUCUAGAAAUAGUUUCUGCAACAUGGAAGAAAGCUACCUCAGAGAUAGGUAAUUUCAUAUAGCAACAAUUGUAAUGAUUUGCAUGUUUUUUUCGACGACGAAUUUGUUCAUAUAUACUAUCUAAGAUCUUAUUGGAAAGAUUAAGGCAUAUGUUCCUCAAUAUACAUAUAUAUAUCUUGUCUCAAUAAUAUAAUACAGUUUUCGAUAACGAUAAAAAAA
Megalopta genalis is the source of this 4768-nucleotide messenger RNA. It is a transcript of the gene rig, whose product is annotated as gem nuclear organelle associated protein rigor mortis. Lineage: Eukaryota; Metazoa; Arthropoda; Insecta; Hymenoptera; Halictidae. Gene Ontology annotation, biological process: spliceosomal snRNP assembly. Gene Ontology annotation, molecular function: protein binding; mRNA 3'-UTR binding. The record is from RefSeq and is a predicted model, not a curated record. Gene Ontology annotation, cellular component: nucleus; SMN complex.